Messenger RNA from Ectocarpus siliculosus, 3552 nucleotides. Lineage: Eukaryota; Phaeophyceae; Ectocarpales; Ectocarpaceae. The record is from the annotation of a GenBank genome assembly.
AUGGCCUCAGUUGGCGAGAUCGACAGGGUUGCUGCGGCCACCGAUCCCGGCACUGUUCCUGAGGUUCCGGCGCCCUCGACUGCUUCUGCUCGCCAACCGCUUGGUCUCCUCUCCGAAAUAAGCCCCAACACAGACCGGAGGGCCACGCCACGGCAUUCGUCGGCCGCGAAGAAGCUCCGCCUGACCCCCCAGGAUGCAUCCAGGUCGAGAAUGAAGAAGGUCCUUGACCACAACGUAAGCGUCUUCGUCAACUCUCUCCAAGACGCUUGUGCUGCCUGGACUGAGAGACUAAACAAGAACUUUGAACCAGUCGCCGUCGAGGACGCCACAGUCGACGCCCUCCUAGCCAACAAGGACUUAACAGCUUUCAUGGAGGACUUGGCCAGCAGCAGCAGGAAGCACAAGGAGAGGGGAAACGAGGCCAUCCGGGACAACAUUCGCGCGUUGUGGAAAAGACUCUCAUCGAGUGAAACGGUUGCGAGCUCCGAGGGAUGGCAGUUUCGGAGGGUGCUGCUGGGCGCGCUUUGUGGCCCUAACACCACCUACAAGGAGGUUCACGAGUUUGUCGGAGGCAGCCUGAGCCAUCGUGCGUUCAACGAGGCCCAGAUACGGCGAGAUGCCACGGACACCACGAGCAUCCUUCACGACCUGAUAUCGGACAGGAAGUUGCGAUCGGAUCGGCUGGAGGUCAGCUGCCCCAAGGCUUUGGCCUGGAUUGUCGAGAGAAUCAUUUUCCACACUCAGCCCUCUCCUUGCCUGGUGAAGACGGAGCACGAUUACGACACUGGAAACCACAGGCGCUCAGAAGCGGACAACUCGUUGGUCUGCGUCUAUCCUGCGCGGUGCAAGACCGAGUCUGUGCGCUAUUUGAUGGGGACGAAGCUGCAGCUCUAUCAGACAGUCAUGAAGGACUUAGACCAAGCGUUCGCUGCGGAAAAGGUCGAGGUACCCAGCAUCAGUCGGCCAUCGUUUGACAAGAUCAUCCCCUUCUACGUGGUGGAGCAGUCCCUGAGGUCCUGCAUCUGUGUACACUGCUACAAGGCGAAGCUCGUCACGAAAGGGCUGUGUGACCUGUGGCCGACCCUUCAUCAAGGCUCAACCCCGGGAUCAAAGUGUGACUGCGAGUGUGAACUGUGUAAGGAUGGUGGAUGCGCGGAAUACCUUCCGUAUGGCUCCAGCAAAGCCGUCCACAGCAUGGCUGACUUUAGCGACAUGCUCAUGUGCCCCAAGGAGCAACUGUACUGUUCCGAAGACGGAACGCUGGAGGAUGCCCACAAGGCGGUUUGCGUUUCUGGACACUGCUUGCUUUGCAAGCAGAAGCAAGAGCGUUUCUUCGACUGUCCGAAAAACAAAGGGAACGCCGACCGGCAACUGAACCCAGCGGCGGGGCCAGCCCAAGUCGGGGCGCCGCCGCCGGGGGAAGUACGGUGGAAGAACUUCACUACUGUAGACGACAAUGGGCAGGCAACUUCGGCACCGCUGCAAAGGAGGCGAGCUCCCAAUUCAACGGCGGGUGGCGAAGAUGACGAGGACUUCGACCCGCUGGGCGGUUCGAAACGCAGGACCCGAAGGGCGGUUGCCGAGAAGACAGGGACGGUCGAUGAGUUCAUGGCGGAGCUAAAGGACCACCGCGCGUCUUUCGGCAAACACCGGCGGAGUUACAAAACACAGCGGGCAGCAUUUACGGAGAAGAAGCUCACGAUCGAAGAAGGAGAAGUUCUGUGCAUCGUAGACUUCCAGGAACGACUACAGGUCGGAGAGCAAGACGAAGUUCAGUCACAGCACUGGGACCGUGAGGCUACCACGAUCUUUCCGUGCCCGAUUUUCUUCAAGGUUGAUGGACGUGUCUGGGCAUACUCCUUCCAGAUCCUCAGCGACGACAUGGCUCAAGAUAACGCCUGGGUGCAGUUCGUCAUGUCGAAGUUACUGAACGAAGAUAUCCCUGCCUUACUGCGGAAGAUUGGAGCGAAACCCAUGACCCGCUGUACCAUCUGGACCGAUAACUGCGCCAAGCAGUUCAAGUGCAGGUUCCACUUCGGCUGGGUAGCCGACGCCCAGAUAAUGGGGCUCGACAAGGAUGGCGAGCCCACCGGAAUCAGGGUGCACAUGGAACAUCACUACUUUGGAGCAUGCCACGGCAAAAACGUAUCGGACGCGGAGGGAGGAAUGACGAAGGAGUACGUGCGGCGGAUGAUACUCAACAUGAUGUGGCGAGUGGCCAGCUCGAGAGACUUGUGCGAGAAACUGGAGAAGGCGCUAAACUUCUUUCUUCGGUUCGCCAAUGGCGAGGAGACCGAGGCAUUCUGGAAAGACCGCAACGGGAGGGAAGGAGGAACGGAGCAGCUGCUCGUCACAAAGACGUGGAUCGGCGAGGAUUCAGACCAAACGCAGGAGACGACCUUCCUAUUGACCAAGAACCCCAACACGAUGAUGGGGCGACGCUACAUCUUCAUCGGUGCCUCGGAUGUGUCAUCUGACGUACGGAAAGCCGCCCGCUCGUCAGCAAAGGAAAUCGAGGUUUCCGGAUGUCAGACUAUCAGCAUGACUGCGGCCACCGAUACGCCUGGCGUUCUCUUGACCAACCAGUUUUCUUGCUACUGUGCGGUGUGCCGUGACAGUAAGCCGGAAAACUGCCCGCUCAUUCGAAAGGGCAUCAUGUCGGGCCCACAAGAGUUUUCCCGCCGAGCAAACCGAAACACGGACAUUGUCAGCGCGAAGGAGGACGACCUGGAAGAACUGUCUGGAUGGAUGCCCAGCCAGCUGCCAUUCGGAUCCAUUGCUUUGCUACGUGUCGACACUUCGGAGCACGAUGGCCAAGAUAUCGUGCCAGUUGUCGUAGCUCGCAAGGCUGCAUGUCCUUGGACGCCGAGAGUAGCAGUAGACGGCAUGUUCGAUCAUGGGGACACUAUCGUGUGGGUUGUAGACCUGCCUCAGGCGAUUGUGCGAGGUAAAGAAGUGGAAUAUUUGGUUCCGAGGAGUAUUUCAGGGGUCAAGUUUCGGGCGGUUCCUCUCGCGUGCAUUGCUGGAUUAGGCCAAGGGGUCCUUGGGUAUAUGGAGCACCCGCAGUGUUCCCAGAGUUCCUUGUCCAGUGAAACGUUUGUGUUGCGGGAAGGCGUCGUUGAGAAUGCGCGGUCUACAGUUGUCCUUCUUUCAAGGAACCCUCUUGCGGCGUUUGAGUCCUUCCAGCCCGUGCCGCUGUCGGUCGAAGACGAAACCCGGGCCCCCGUUGAGCCCAGAAUGUUUGUAAAUGGUACAGUUAUUGAGCAGUUGUUCAAGGGCCCGCGAAAUAGUAACGGUAGACCGAUUUGGAAGCACGGAAAGAAGCUUCGUGCAAUCGUCAUUGCAUGCCAAACAGAUAUAAAGUCACGUCGCCAUCAGUACAAACUGCAGUGGUCGGGAGAACUCAUGAUCCUGGUUUUGGCUGAGGUGGAGGAAUUUGUGGAUGAAGGGCACGUCGAACAGUAUCGUACCGGGGACGUCGAGGCAAGAAGACCUGAAGAACAAGCGAAAAGGCCCAUCAGCCCCACCCAGCACACACAAAGGAAGGGCUGA